Molecule: messenger RNA, 1794 nt
Organism: Aphanomyces astaci
Lineage: Eukaryota; Oomycota; Saprolegniomycetes; Saprolegniales; Verrucalvaceae
Exons: 1
Coding region: 26-1726 (566 amino acids)
Source: RefSeq, a predicted model, not a curated record
CGCGUAACUACUACUGUACAACGUCAUGACGACAGAGAAGCAGCGCCUGCUGGCAUUGACCGAGCGCGCGUCGUACACGCUGUCAGACGAAAGAAUCGCCAAGUCCCCGACGGCGUUGGAAGACGGCGCGUUGGUCGAUGGGGGGGCGCUACCCCUCUUGUCCCGUGAAGCCAUGGGGCUGUUUUCGCAGUACUUUGCGAUCGGGAUCGUCUAUGGCAUGAUCCCAGCACUCAAGUACCCUCUCUUCAACGUGUAUUUGUCGAUGGAACCGUACCAAGUGUCGUCUUAUGGAGUCAUGGUGACGCUUGGGUGGUCAUACAAGGUGCUCUUCGGCAUGCUCUCGGACUGUUGUCCUAUCUUUGGCUACCGCCGAAAGUCGUGGAUGCUCAUCGGGUGGGUCACGACCAUGAUCUGCCUGACCAUCAUGGCGUUCUCGACAUGGGGCGACCCGUAUUGCAACCGCGACACGACCGACUCGUGCGAUAAACCCCUCAGCGCCGUCAACGCGACGGACUUUGCGGCCAACUACAACCCCCGCGCCCCCGACAACGGAUCCGCGUUCAUCAUCCUGUCCAUGUUUGUCUCGUUCGGGUAUGUCACGGCGGCGUGUGCGGCGGACGCGAUGGUCGUCCAGUACGCCCAGCGCGAGCCCCUUUCGAUCCGCGGGCGCGUACAGACGGCCAUCUACACCAUCCGCAACAUCGCGGGCAUGCUGGCGCUGUCCGUGACCGCGUUCGGGUUGAACGGUACCCAGUACAACGGGUCGUUCUCGUUCUCGAUGGCACCGAAUAUUCCGUAUGCGAUCUGCCUGAUUCCGUGCGUAUUGGCGGUGCUCACGACUGUCUUUGUUGUGGUCGAAGACAAACACAUCGGCAUCAGCUUCUCGGCGUGGUGGGGCUCGUUCUGGGAACUGCUGCAGACCCGCGUGAUGUGGCAGAUUUGUGCAUUCCGGUUCAUCAACAGCAUGUUCUUUAGCAUUGCCACGACGGCGGACAACGGCAUGGCCACGCACUGGGCCAAAGUCGAGCCCGUGAACGACUCGCUCGCGAGUUUGAUCGGGAAGGCCAUCUUCGCAUCCACACUCACCGCCAUGGGCAAGUGGGGGUUGCGCUGGAAUUGGCGGUACCUCAUCGCCCUCGGUUCGGUCGGUAUGGUCGUUGUCGAUGGCAUCGUGAACUUUGUGACCAUCUGGGAUGUCGUGCGCAACCAGUGGUUCUACACGGGCUUGGCGCUGGUUAACAACGUCCCAGAUGGCAUCCGGUUCAUCGUGGGCAUGUACUGCACCGUGGAAGUGGCUGACGUGGGCACAGAAGGCGCCACGUACGGACUCAUCACGACCAUGGGUAACCUCGCGGGGCCGUUCGCGUCGGUUGUGUACAAAUACGUCAACUCGUACUUUUUGCUGUCGAACGACGACUUUAAGAAGGACACGACGGCCGUGAGGUGGGACGUCACGUACGUGUACCUGAUCUCGUUUGGGUGCAAACUGUUUUCGCUUGUGUUUCUGGUGAUGCUGCCGCCGCAAAAGUCGGAAAUGCAGCAACUGAAACGGAAGGGCGGCAAGAGCAAGGUCGCAGGUGUGCUGUUGAUUGUGACCUUCAUCACGUGCUUGGCGUUCUCCAUGGCCAGCAGCGUCAUGUCCAUCUAUCCCACGACCAAGUGCUAUCGCCUUGCAGGUGGCAACGGCAAACUGGACCUUGCAACCGGCGGCUGCCCCAACUCUUAGCAAGGACUGCUUCAAUUUAUUUUAUAUUAGUAUAACGUCACCAUAGAUAUUACCACUCGUAAACCUGA